Messenger RNA from Penicillium subrubescens, 858 nucleotides. RefSeq lists its product as uncharacterized. The transcript has a single exon. Bases 1 to 858 code for a protein of 285 amino acids. The record is from RefSeq and is a predicted model, not a curated record. Lineage: Eukaryota; Fungi; Ascomycota; Eurotiomycetes; Eurotiales; Aspergillaceae.
AUGGAAUCAGAACUCCUGGUCAUUACCAUCUCAGUGAUCUGGAUGGGCGUUCCGUUUGGAAUCUAUGGACUGGGUCUCUUGCUUUACGAGCAUCUUGUGAAGUAUGAUCGCUUGCGGUAUGGCUGUUGUGGGCUCAGUGUCCUCUACUCCUGCUAUUCCGUACAACACCCAAGCGCGGGUCCUCUUUUCAACUAUAUGACCGGAUUCAUGGCUAUUUAUCAUCCUGUGCGAGCGAUAGAACUUCUCAUCGUCUCCAACCCACUGUCUAUGCGGCGCCUGAGAAAGGUCGGCUCUCUCUACUGCUGGGAGUCCUUUCCACCACCGAAUGACAUUCGUCGUAUUUUCUGUAUCAUUGACUUGCUUGCAAAUCCACGAGCCAUUGGUUGGAGCCAUGGCCCCGUAAGCCAUCUUCCCCCUGCAACUUUGAUAAUCAGUGAAGGUGGUGCUCGCACUUCAUGGAAGCGGGUUGGCGACUGGAAGCCCAGUCGUCGGUCCUUCAUUAUGACUCAAACACGGCGCAUUCUUAUUGCAUAUUUGUGGUUUGAUAUGUAUCUAGCGGUAUUCGCUCCCAAGAAAGGGCUUCUCGUGACUCGAAUGAUCAACAAUGUCUCUGAAAGCCUUGGGGCGCAACUGACAAUCGCCACGAGCCAUGAGAUAUACAAAUGGUUGGGGCGUGUUGUACGUAUUAUUAGCGCCCAGGUUUUCCUAGACGGGUCGCAUGCAUUUUUCUCUCUUGUCGCCGUUGGUAUCAUUUCGGGCAUCUCAAAUGAUAUCGCGGGGGAGACAUGGGCACAUCCGACUCUGUUUGGUGGUUUCCGGCUGUCUUCACCCAACCUGAAAGGUAAAUAUGUUGCAUAA